AUGGAUUUUGAAAGUCAAAAGAAAUCUUCAAGACAUGAAUUUGCCAAACUUCAACAAACUUUUUGUCAAUUGUGUAAAAUACCAAAUGAUACCAAAUUCAAAAUAAAUUGUUUUAUUUGUCAUAGACCAUUUCAUUUAGAGUGUUUAUUAUUCAAAGAAAAGUCUAUUAAUUUUUUUAAAGAAAAAUGCAAUGAAGGAAAAUUUAGAUGUCCUAAAUGUAUAACAUGUGAAAUAUGUAAAGAAAUGAUAGUUGAUCCAGAGUUUAUUGAAUGUUAUAAUUGUUCCUCACCAAUAUGUGGUCCAUGUAUUGAAAAUCAAGGUAAAAAAGUUGAAAAAUUACGGUGUAAAAUAUGUAAAAAUUAUUUUUGCAAAAAAGAUAAUCCACAAAAAUCUUCUAAUGAUGAAGAAAUUGAAGAGGAAAAUUAUUUAAUCAAAAGGAAACUUAGGAGUAGUACAAAUAAAAGUAUAGACAGUAAAAAAAUUUCAAAAGAUAAUAAACAAAGUAUUAUGGAAAAUGAAAAAAUUUUUAAAGAUGAAGUUAAUCAAUACAUUCAAAUUAAAUUAGAUACAAAAACAAUAAAAAACUGUUCUUCCAAAGUAAUGGAGAAAGCUUUAAAAAAAAUUUUUGAUAUGGAAAUAGAAAAUAAAUCAAUGGAUGAAAAUGAUAAAAUUAAAAUUAUGAAAGAAAUAUCUCAUGAAUCAGAUUUUAAAUUAUAUAUAAAUAGUAAAAAAAAAAAUACCCCUAAUUUACAUGAUAAUGAUGGUAAUCCAAAAGUUACUUCAACACUUCAUUAUCAUAAUUUUGUUAUGAAGGGAUUAUUUCCAUCAAAAUAUCCAUAUGAUAUUAAAAGUCAAGAACAUAUAUAUGUAUGUAGAUUUUGUUUAACACCACUUCCAGAAAAAGAAGCAUACAUAGAACAUGAUAAAUUAUGUAGCUGGAAACAUCCACCUGGAAAUGAAAUAUAUAGAGAUGAAAGAGAAAUGAUAUCAAUUUUUGAAGUUGAUGGUAAAAAAAAACCUGAUUAUGCAAGAAGAUUAUGCUGGUUAGCCAGUUUGUUUAUUCCACAUAAAGUUUCAGCUUAUAGUGUAUGGUUUUUUCAAUUUUACAUUCUUACAAAAAUUACAAAAGUAGGUUUUAGUCUUAUUGGAUACUUUUCGAAGGAAAUGAAACCUUCUGGUAAUAAUAAUUUGUCAUGUAUUCUUACUAUGCCACAUUGUAUGGGUCAUGGUUAUGGACAAUUAUUAAUUGAUUUAAGUUAUUCUUUAUCUAAAAGAGAAAAAAAAAUUGGAUCACCAGAACAUCCAUUAUCUGACCAAGGUUUAAUAGCAUACAGAAAAUAUUGGAAAUCAAUUUUAUUAUGUUAUAUAAGACAAAAAUAUAAAGAAAAGGCUUCUUCUAUUUCAUUGAAAGAGUUAAGUUACCAAUCUGCAAUUUUUAUUGAUGAUCUUGUUUCGACAGCCUUAUCUUUAGGUAUUAUUGGAUAUAAUAAAUUUUCAGAAUCUUAUCUUAUCAAUAUGUCUCAAGCAAUUGAUCAACCAUUAAAAGAACUAAGAAGAAAAGUAUUAAAAGAAAAGCUUUUAAUUUGGUCACCUGAAAAUAUACCAACUGUUGAUGGUUGGAGUAGAUAUGAUUGUUGA
Molecule: messenger RNA, 1638 nt
Organism: Strongyloides ratti
Lineage: Eukaryota; Metazoa; Nematoda; Chromadorea; Rhabditida; Strongyloididae
Product: Histone acetyltransferase KAT7
Exons: 2
Coding region: 1-1638 (545 amino acids)
Biological process (GO): regulation of DNA-templated transcription
Molecular function (GO): histone acetyltransferase activity
Source: RefSeq, a predicted model, not a curated record